CAGCCAGUAGCCAGACGAACAUUCCGUGUUGUGCAUUUUAUAUGAUCGGAUCGAUUCUUGCAUUUUUCUCAUUAUUUUCAUCAGCGAUGGCCGCCAACAAGGAACGUACCUUCAUCAUGGUAAAACCGGACGCUGUCCAGCGUGGACUCGUCGGCAAGAUCAUCAAGCGCUUCGAACAGAAGGGCUUCAAGUUGGUCGCCAUGAAAUUCAUGUGGGCUGACAAGGACCUGCUUGAGAAGCACUAUGCUGAUCUGUCCGCCCGCCCCUUCUUCCCCGGUCUAGUCAGCUACAUGAGCUCCGGACCAGUUGUCCCGAUGGUCUGGGAGGGCUUGGGUGCCGUCAAGACCGGUCGCCAGAUCUUGGGUGCCACCAACCCGGCCGAUUCCGCCCCCGGAACCAUCCGUGGAGAUCUGUGCGUCCAGGUCGGACGUAACAUCCUGCACGGUUCGGAUGCCGUCGAAUCUGCCAACAAGGAAAUUGCCCUCUGGUUUACCGAAAAGGAACUGGUUUCGUGGACGCCAGCCAACGAAGGUUGGGUGUACGAAUAAGCUGCCAGCCCGUUUAUUCCAUAACUCAUUACUGACUUUAAGCAUUUUUAAGAGAUAAGUGUGCCAGUGCUUUUCAGAUGAUAAGAAAAGUGGUCCUGAAUCAGGUUGAAACAAUAAAUGAUAAAAUGCAAGACCGAUUAAAUUAAAAA
Ochlerotatus camptorhynchus is the source of this 697-nucleotide messenger RNA. RefSeq names its product nucleoside diphosphate kinase (gene awd). The transcript is spliced from 2 exons. The record is from RefSeq and is a predicted model, not a curated record. The coding region runs from base 42 to 548 and encodes 168 amino acids. Gene Ontology annotation, biological process: UTP biosynthetic process; CTP biosynthetic process; GTP biosynthetic process. Gene Ontology annotation, molecular function: nucleoside diphosphate kinase activity. Lineage: Eukaryota; Metazoa; Arthropoda; Insecta; Diptera; Culicidae.